Messenger RNA from Chelonus insularis, 1879 nucleotides. RefSeq lists its product as uncharacterized. NCBI's taxonomy places the organism in Eukaryota, Metazoa, Arthropoda, Insecta, Hymenoptera, Braconidae. The transcript is spliced from 8 exons. The record is from RefSeq and is a predicted model, not a curated record. The coding region runs from base 37 to 1602 and encodes 521 amino acids.
AUAACAUUGAAUUAUUCAUUCACUAAUGAUACAUCAAUGAGUACCAUAAAAAUGGAGACACCUGAAUUAAUAUUAAAUAUGAUUUUCCCAAAGAUUUCAAGUUUAAUAAAAGUAUUGCGAUUACGUCAAGUGUCUCGUUUAUGGGGUGAUUUAAUUGAAAAAAUAUUUGAAGAAAAAAAUUUGUGGAAACAGUUGUGUAGUACAAGUGAGAUAAAUCCAUGGGUGUAUAAUAUAACAGAAAUAAUAUUUCAAAAUACAAUGAAAGAUUGGUCACGUCCUUUACUGCCAAAAUCUUGGAAAAAAAUAUUUCUUUUUCAUAAUGAGUGGAAUUUUAAUAUGAAAACAAAGGGUUUGCAAGCAAGAUAUGAUUUGGAAGACAUGGAACAUUUCAGUGAAGAAAUCAGUGCCAUAGACAUGCAUGAUGUUUAUAUUGCCACUUGCCAUGAACAAAUGAAAAUAAUCAUUUCUGAAAGUGGAAUAGUCAGCAAACCAACGCCUAGAAACAUCUUUGUAUUGUCACUUCUCUAUGAAGUAAAAAAAAAAUUAAAAAAAAUUAUCAAGAUAAAAUUCUGGCUUACAUAUUCUAAGCGGCUAAUUUUGGUGGUACAUUUAAUACAUAGGUUGACAAUGAAAUCAACUUUAAAGUAUUUUGAUGUGAUCAAAAAACAAAAAAUAGAAAAUCCAUUCAAAAGUCAGACGAAUAUACAAAAUUUUACAUGUACAAGUAACAGGUUAUUUGUCGCUACGUCUAAAACAAUAUAUGAAUGCAUGUGGAAAGAAAAUAAACUUAAUGUAGGUUAUAUUUUUGAAAUUAAAACUAUCUUGAACAAAAAUGAAAUGCAACAAAUGAAGAUUUUGGAAAUGUGUGCUAAAUUAGAUUUCAAAGUGGACAGGCUGGCUGUAUUGAUUCAAAUUGCUGCAGAUAAAGUCCGAGCUAUUACUCUAAUCAUUCCACGAAAUGAAAAAGAACGUUUUAAAAAACUGGACUGCGAUAGAGAUAUAAUAAUUAAACAUGAUGAUUCCUUACAUUACAUACCAAUGCCUGGAAUUUUAUUUGCCGUUUAUGAUUCAGAAAUGGUGAUCAAUCUAUGGUGGUCCUUAUUGAAUUUACAAGAAGAAGCUAGUGAUCAGAAGGAUAGAAUUGUUCCUUUGAGACUUGCAGAAGUAUCAGAUCUCAAUCGAGAUAGUGAUCAUAGACGUUCUCAAUCUUCAACGUCAUCGUCAUCAUCUGUUGGAGGCUUUAGAGAUAGUACUAAUCCUCUGACAAAUUUUAAAUCAACAUACAGAAUUUUAAGGUCAGGAAGAUUAAAAAUCUCAUCAAUUUUAUUUCUUUGCAACAUUUUGAUUAUAGGUUUAUACACUGGUGAUCUUGAAAUUUACUUUUUGGACAAUAUUAAAACUUUAACAAAAACAGAUUUUUAUGCAAUGCCUAGAAAAGUUAUAAAUAUAUGUGAGGACCCAAUUAUUAGCAUUAAUCUGUUUCGGCAAAAGAAAAAUUUCUUCAAUGUUAUUGUUACAACACCAAAAGCAAUCUACUUUAAAGAAUUUACACCUACUGAAGAUAUGAUGAUGAAUGAUUUAUUUGCUUCUAUACCUUUUUAAUAUGUUAUUUUAAUCUUUAUUAUCUAUAAUAAUGAAAUAUGUCCAUUCAAUAAAAAAAACUAAUCCAUAGAUAAUUAAUGAUGAUUAUUUGCAAAUAGUAUCAGUGAAUAUCAACCUUCAUCCAUACAGUUGGUAAAUUUCUAUUCUUGCAUAAUUUUGUUAAUAUCUAUUUACAUGAUGUCCUAUAAAAUAGAAUAUUUGGCGUAUUACGCCAUAAUAUGCAUGUACAGUAUACUUAAUUAAAUAUCCAAAUCAUUGACGCAGUAAAGUUCCAUGA